Messenger RNA from Funneliformis mosseae, 606 nucleotides. NCBI's taxonomy places the organism in Eukaryota, Fungi, Glomeromycota, Glomeromycetes, Glomerales, Glomeraceae. The record is from the annotation of a GenBank genome assembly.
AUGGUGCUUAUGGGUCCACCAGGAGCUGGCAAAGGGACCCAAUCUCCAAGAAUCAAAGAAAAAUAUUGUAUUUGUCAUUUGGCUACAGGAGAUAUGUUACGUUCACAAGUAGCAGCAAAAACUAAACUCGGUUUAGAAGCUAAAAAGAUUAUGGAAUCUGGAGGAUUGGUUUCUGAUGAAAUUAUGGUUGGAAUGAUUCAUGAUGAAUUACAUAAUAAUCCUGAAUCAGAAAAACUUGAUGCUAUGCUUGAAAAAGAUAAGAAAAAACUUGAUCAUGCUGUUGAAUUAAUUAUUGACGAUAAUUUAUUGGUUUCACGCAUUACCGGUCGUUUGAUUCAUCCUUCUAGUGGUAGAACUUAUCACAAAAUUUUCGACCCACCGAAAGUCCCCGGUAAAGAUGAUAUCACCGGAGAACCUUUAAUUCAACGUUCAGAUGAUAAUGUUCAAACGUUAAAAAAGAGAUUGGCUACUUAUCAUAAACAAACUACCCCCGUAGUAGAUUAUUAUAAGCAGAAAGGUAUUUGGUCAAGCAUUGAUGCCUCUCAAAAUCAAAAUGUUGUUUGGAAAAAUUUAUUAGCUAUUUUCGGCUCAAAUGAGAACAAAUAA